AUGUUAUUUUGCCGCUCUUCAUCUAUCGGUUUCACGUUUUGCUUUUCAGAAGAAAAGCUAUCGGUUCCUGGAAGUGCAUCGGUGGAGCUCAAACAUGAUUUGCAGCUUAAUGAAGCUGAAUCAUCGGCACCAGAGCAAGAUAUUCCGGUAGCAUCAACUUAUAGAAAUCUUGUGGAUGAAUCUCGAGAUCUUUCCGAGCUGAUGAAAGCGGAGGAAGAAGAACAACUCGAACAUGCAGGUGGUGAAGACAAAGCCAACGUGAUAGAAGAUCCAAGUGAACAGCUGAACAGUUCAUCAGAACUUGGCAUCCAGAUGCAAACUGUCACAGCUGAGCAAACUGGUAUAGUUUCUGACCAUAUUCUGAAGAAUCCCACCGGGAAAAGAGAGAAUAAUCAUUCUGCCUCUGUCGUUUUCAGUCAGAGUAUGGAACAGUCCCCAGUGGUCGAUGAGGCUAUCUUGAAAGAUACCCAGCGAGCCAUAGAUUUCAUUGUGCAAGAAGACUACAUCAAUGCACUGGCGAUCACCGAGAAAUCGAUUUCUAACCAUGGGAAAGCCUGCGGUUUCCUUCCACAUUUUCUGCAAGGUAUAAUCUUCUCCGUAUUAUCUGGAAAAGCUCGAAACGCUGACGUGAAAUGCACGUAUUGGUUGAGUGCUACAGAGUCGUUUUCCAGAUCCGACGGUCUCCUCCCGGGCUCUCUCUUGUUGAUUCAUUUCCAUGCAUCUUCACUUUUCAAGUUGGGUGAACUUCUCAAUGCCAAAGUGUAUUACGAUAGAGCUGAGGACAAAGCAAGAGAGGGCUUAUCGCAAGAGAUUCUUGAUCAUCAAACCAUCCCCCAAGAAAUAGUCCAAAUUCUUAAGGAAGAUCUCGAGUUUCUGAUCAAACUUGUGGAAACAAAGAAGAAACCUGAUGAUUCCGUAGAUUUCGAUAUUAAGGAGAGGGUUGAGAAGAACGAACCGAUUUCCGGGUUAACUGCAGAGAUCGAAAACCGAGCAGAGAUAUCGUCCUUUUGGGCAGGAAUGAGUGAUGAAAGAAAACAAGAUCUUCUGAGAGUGGACACUAUGAAGUUGAAGAGAUAUGUAGAGGGAAAAUACAGCGGACAGAGAAGUGAAGCCCUUGAAAAAGCUCUUACAUUUGCAAAGACAAACUUGAAAUGGAAGUUCUGGAGGUGUGGAACUUGUUCAAUGGUGUUUCACAGUUCCGAAGAAUGCAGGAAACAUCUUGAAUACAAACAUGUAGAGCAUUUCACACCUCCAGAGGAUAUAAUUCCUCAAAUAGUGGAUGGAGAUUGCUGCGAGAUGAUACAAUCUGGUAACUGGGAGCCAAUGACUACAGUGAUGACAAUCGACAUAGAUUCGAUUCUAUCUCCCAACUAUGAAGAAAACCGUAGAAACAUCCUCAAAGAGUUCGGUGAGUUGCUUAAAUCAGUUUCCAAACGUAAAAUGCUUUCUCGUGGCCUUUGGGACUUGUUGAAGGAAAUGACAGUUUGCAGUCUGCAAGAAUCUGGAGUUCCCAAAGAAUAUCUUUCGUACACGGGUCUGGACAAGAUCCCUCGGUGCUUCUGUCUCUUACAACUCGAUCCACUCAGACAGAUGCUUGCCUGUUUAAGGCACUUAACUGUAAGUAUCCGCACAGAAAGGGUUUUCAGAGCAGUGGACGGAAUCCGGGAAAAUUCUCGAGUUACCCAACAUAUCAUAUCUGACUACGAACUCUCAUGUCUGAUUCUGGACAACGAUGCCAAGAUCUCUCAAGGCGACGAGAUCAUUUCCUGGAUUCUUGAGAGAACUCGAACAGAUGAGGAAGAGGAACUCAUGUUCAAAAGACCGGUAAUGGUACACAAUCUCGGUAUCUGGUUGGCGGUUUUGAGAAACUUAGAGUGGGAGUGUAAGGCACUGGAGACAACAUACCAGAGGAAACUGAAUGUGCAAUUCUAUUCUAGAGGUUUAGAAGAGGUGCAGAGAUCACUGAACCAGUGGAGGGCUCAUCCACAAGGAUGGGUGGAGGAAACUUAUCGAUUCCUUCUUCGUAAGGUAUGCUGGAGCCGUGUAGAAAAAGGUGGUAUUCCGAGCUCAAAUGAUACAAUUGGCUACCUAUCUGUUGUAAGAGAUGUCGUUGAAGAAGCAAGAUCCCCGAGAUUCGAAGUCUUACAAGUGGAAGAGUAUCUGAAUCAUAUAAGUAAUGCCUAUGUCGAUGAUGAUUCUGUUCUUGAAUCCUUUUCGGUGCUAAAGGAAGCAUUCAGCGACAAGAUUCGUGUGCUGGAUUCGGAGCUUCUGCUGCACGAAAAUGCGAAGCACCGGCUACUAGAUGACCUCACGGAUCUAUCAAUGUUCGAUUACCGCUCUGUUAUCCUUCCCUUGUUGAAGUCGUUUUUACGGGAAGAGCUGGAGAAAAUGAUAGAAACAGACACCAAACAGAAGGCAGUUGCUGCAGAAGCUGAGAAGGAAGACAGUAACUGAAACGACAAUAUUCAAUGUCUCAGUCUUACAGGGGAAAAUGAUGAAACAAAUGGAUGCAAGACAAGGUUAGCUUGUGCAGCACAAAACAGUGAAGAGCAAAAAGAAAUCUGAGUCAAGGUUUUCUCAUGUGAGAUUUCACUAGGAACAUUUUUGUCCAUUCUUGAGAAAUCAAACCAAAAAUGGACAUUUUUGUCGGUAUACUGCAAUAAAUCGUCUGCAGUUUCCUGUAUUCUAACACGACCAUAGGAUUUCCACUUGAGCACACGAAGCAGAUGUCGAUCAUCGAAUUAAACACAAUGCUCCGGUCUCUCUGAAGAAGGCACCUUGAAAAUGUUUCUUUGUUGAAAUGCAGGCUGGCAAUUUGGGGAUAUAUUAAGGUUUGAGGAUACCCUUAGCUUCCAUCUGCAUGAACUUUGCUACGUUUUUGCUACCUUAAAGACAUGAGGGUGUGGCAAUGUUCAUUUCAUCUCGGCUUUUUAACAAGAUGUGAAGCAACUGGAAAGUUUCAUGAUCAUGAGCCUCUCUACCAAUAAUAUUGUUGCAAGCACAGAUGAUUACAACCUCGAAAUCACUUCCAUCUAUAUAUGCUACCAGACUUGAUCUGACCGAGGUUGUAUGGAUUGACGAUAAAACCGGUAUUUAUAUGUGAAACUUUUUAGUCUCUAUGGCUUCUUAGGCAGCCAUGUAGCUUCAAAAAA
This is a messenger RNA of Tarenaya hassleriana, 3152 nucleotides long. RefSeq lists its product as uncharacterized. The record is from RefSeq and is a predicted model, not a curated record. NCBI's taxonomy places the organism in Eukaryota, Viridiplantae, Streptophyta, Magnoliopsida, Brassicales, Cleomaceae. The transcript has 4 exons. Bases 1 to 2454 code for a protein of 817 amino acids.